This is a messenger RNA of Tetrahymena thermophila SB210, 3315 nucleotides long. RefSeq lists its product as hypothetical. Gene Ontology annotation, biological process: nucleocytoplasmic transport; activation of GTPase activity. The transcript has 37 exons. Lineage: Eukaryota; Ciliophora; Oligohymenophorea; Hymenostomatida; Tetrahymenidae. Gene Ontology annotation, cellular component: nucleus; cytosol; perinuclear region of cytoplasm. Gene Ontology annotation, molecular function: small GTPase binding; GTPase activator activity. The record is from RefSeq and is a predicted model, not a curated record.
AUGAUAUAAUAGAUUAAAAGAUAUAACAAAUUAGAAGAAUUUAUAAGCUCUUAACUUUUAUCUCAUUAGGUUCUCGAUAUUAAUCUGAAUAAUAAUUAAGUUGGUGACGAAGGUGCAUCAGGCUUAGGUUCUGGUUUAACAAAUUGCAUUAAUCUCUCAAAUUUGACACUUAACCUUGAUUACAAUUAAAUUGGUGACGAAGGUGCAUCAGGCUUAGGAUCUGGUUUAGCAAAUUGCAUUAAUCUCUCAAAUUUGACACUUAACCUUAGUUUUAAUUAAAUUGGUGCAAUUGGUGCAUAAGGCUUAUGUUAUGGUUUAGCAAAUUGCAUUAAUCUCUCGAAUUUGACACUUGACCUUAGUCAUAAUUAAAUUGGUGACGAAGGUGCAUCAGGCUUAGGUUCUGGUUUAGCAAAUUGCAUUAAUCUCUCAAAUUUGACACUUUACCUUUAUCAUAAUUAAAUUGGUGACGAAGGUGCAUCAGGCUUAGGUUCUGGUUUAACAAAUUGCAUUAAUCUCUCGAAUUUGACACUUUACCUUGAUUUCAAUAAAAUUGGUGCAAUGGGUGCAUCAGGCUUAGGUUCAGGUUUAGCAAAUUGCAUUAAUCUCUCAAAUAUGACAAUUUACCUUCGUUACAAUUAAAUUGGUGACGAAGGUGCAUCAGGCUUAGGUUCUGGUUUAACAAAUUGCAUUAAUCUCUCUAAUUUGACACUUGACCUUAGUUGCAAUUAAAUUGGUGACGAAGGUGCAUCAGGCUUAGAUUCUGGUUUAGCAAAUUGCAUUAAUCUCUCAAAUUUGACACUUAACCUUGAUCAUAAUUAAAUUGGUGCAAUUGGUGCAUCAGACUUAGGUUCUGGUUUAGCAAAUUGCAUUAAUCUCUCGAAUUUGACACUUUACCUUGAUAAUAAUUAAGUUGGUGACGAAGGUGCAUCAGGCUUAGGUUCAGGUUUAGCAAAUUGCAUUAAUCUCUCAAAUAUGACAAUUUACCUUCGUAAUAAUUAAGUUGGUGACGAAGGUGCAUCAGGCUUAGGUUCUGGUUUAGCAAAUUGCAUUAAUCUCUCAAAUAUGAUACUUUACCUUAGUUACAAUUAAAUUGGUGACGAAGGUGCAUCAGGCUUAGGAUCUGGUUUAGAAAAUUGCAUUAAUCUCUCGAAUUUGACACUUUACCUUGAUAAUAAUUAAGUUGGUGCAAUGGGUGCAUCAGGCUUAGGUUCUGGUUUAGCAAAUUGCAUUAAUCUCUCAAAUUUGACACUUUACCUUGAUAAUAAUUAAGUUGGUGCAAUGGGUGCAUCAGGCUUAGGUUCUGGUUUAGCAAAUUGCAUUAAUCUCUCAAAUUUGACACUUAACCUUGAUAAGAAUUUAAUUGGUGCAAUGGGUGCAUCAGGCUUAGGUUCUGGUUUAGCAAAUUGCAUUAAUCUCUCGAAUUUGACACUUUACCUUUAUGAGAAUUAAAUUGGUGACGAAGGUGUAUCAGGCUUAGGUUCUGGUUUAGUAAAUUGCAUUAAUCUUUCAAAUUUGACACUUUACCUUAUUGGUAAUUAAAUUGGUGCAAUGGGUGCAUCACUCUUAGGUUCUGGUUUAGCAAAUUGCAUUAAUCUCUCAAAUUUGAGACUUAACCUUAGUGAGAAUUAAAUUGGUGACGAAGGUGCAUCAGACUUAGGUUCUGGUUUAGCAAAUUGCAUUAAUCUCUCAAAUUUGACACUUGGCCUUUAUAAGAAUUAAAUUGGUGCAAUUGGUGCAUCAGGCUUAAGUUCUGGUUUAGCAAAUUGCAUUAAUCUCUCAAAUUUGACACUUGACCUUCAUGGUAAUUAAAUUGGUGAUGAAGGUGCAUCAGGCUUAGGUUCUGGUUUAGCAAAUUGCAUUAAUCUCUCAAAUUUGACACUUGACCUUCAUAAGAAUUAAAUUGGUGCAAUGGGUGCAUCAGGCUUAAGUUCUGGUUUAGCAAAUUGCAUUAAUCUCUCAAAUUUGACACUUUACCUUCGUAAGAAUUAAAUUGGUGCAAUGGGUGCAUCAGACUUAGGUUCUGGUUUAGUAAAUUGCAUUAAUCUCUCAAAUUUGACACUUGGUCUUUUUUAUAAUUCAAUUGGUGACGAAGGUGCAUCAGGCUUAGGUUCUUGUUUAGCAAAUUGCAUUAAUCUCUCAAAUUUGACACUUGACCUUCGUUGUAAUUAAAUUGGUGCAAUCGGUGCAUCAGGCUUAGGUUCUGGUUUAGCAAAUUGCAUUAAUCUCUCAAAUUUGACACUUGAACUUAUUGGUAAUUAAAUUGGUGCAAUGGGUGCAUCAGGCUUAGGUUCUGGUUUAGCAAAUUGCAUUAAUCUCUCAAAUUUGACACUUGAACUUAUUGGUAAUUAAAUUGGUGAUGAAGGUGCAUCAGGCUUAGGUUUUGGUUUAGGAAAUUGCAUUAAUCUCUCAAAUUUGACACUUUACCUUCAUGAAAAUUAAAUUGGUGACGAAGGUGCAUCAGGCUUAGGUUCUGGUUUAGCAAAUUGCAUUAAUCUAUCAAAUUUGACACUUGGCCUUUUUGGUAAUUAAAUUGGUGAUGAAGGUACAUCAGGCUUAGGUUCUGGUUUAGCAAAUUGCAUUAAUCUCUCAAAUUUGAAACUUGACCUUGGUGGUAAUUUAAUUGGUGCAAUAGGUGCAUCAGGCUUAGGUUCUGGUUUAGCAAAUUGCAUUAAUCUCUCAAAUUUGACACUUGAACUUAUAGAGUACUUAUCUUUGAAUGAAAGUAAAAAAAUAUUAUAAUAAGAAGUAAGAGCGUUUAAAAAAAUAGGAUAACUUAAGAAUUUAGUUAAUUUAAAGUUAAAUGUAAGUUAUUUUUAGCUCUAAGAUUCUGAUGUUACUCAUUUAUGUAAAGGAUUAAAAUAAUGUAUAAAUUUAGAGUAAAUAGAAUUCACAAUACCAUUUUUCUCAAUGACAGACUAACGCAUCUAUUCUAUAGGAUCUAAUUUAGCCAAAAACCAAUCAAUUUAAGAAUUAUCACUUAUAAUUACUUAAGAGAAAAAUAAACAUUAGAGUAAAGCUUUCACUGAUAAAGGCAUUUCAAAUUUUGCAAAUUAGAUAAGUCAAAUAAAAACAUUGAAAUCCCUAGAAUUGAAUUUAAAUCUUUGUAGUACAAAAGCAGCUACUGGACUUGGUAAAGCAAUUGGAAAAAUAAAUAACCUUUCUUCUCUAGUAAUAGAGUAUAGGGAUAUAUUUGAAAUCUAAGAAUUUGAAAAAGAAAUUAAAGAACUAUAGAAAUGCUAAAAUUUAAGAUAUGUAUCAAUUAAAAGAUUGAAGCUAGUAUAUUUAAGAGUCUUUGGAAACCUAAAAGAUUAGUGA